Messenger RNA from Neoarthrinium moseri, 1011 nucleotides. RefSeq lists its product as uncharacterized. The record is from RefSeq and is a predicted model, not a curated record. Bases 1 to 1011 code for a protein of 336 amino acids. Lineage: Eukaryota; Fungi; Ascomycota; Sordariomycetes; Amphisphaeriales; Apiosporaceae. Gene Ontology annotation, biological process: secondary metabolic process. The transcript has 2 exons.
AUGGUUUCUCUAGCACAGAUACGGGCUUCCAACGCCAAGCUGGCCACAACGCUCCCGCCUGGUCUCGUUGCCGUUUUCGCCGGUGCAACCAGUGGUAUUGGUGAGGCCUCGGCUAAGCAAUUCGCCGAAAAUACUUGCAGACCGCGGAUCUACUUUCUGGGGCGGUCUGAGGAGUCUGGCACACGGAUCCGCGCAGAGCUGCAGAGGCUCAAUGCCGGAGGAGAGUACCACUAUAUCAGCGUUGAUAUCAGUCUGCUUCGUUCCGUGGACGACGUCUGCCGUGAGAUCAAAGAAAAGGAAUCGGUCAUCAACCUGUUGUUCUUGAGUACAGAUACGGACGAAGGACUCAAUUACCCAGUCGCGGUGUCAUAUUACGCCCGCUUCCGCCUCCUCGUCAAUCUCUUGCCUCUUUUGCAGAACGCAACCGAUCUGCGCCGUGUCGUGACCGUUUUUACAGCCACCAAAGAAGGCAAUAUCGACACGAAUGACUUCCAGGCCCGUCACAUUCCCAUGAUGGCCCAGCGCGGCCACUUGAGCUCGUUGACGACGCUAUCUCUCGAAGCCGUUGCAAAGAGUGCCCCAACCGUGUCUUUCGUCCACUGCUUCCCCGGGUUCGUCAAGACCAACUACGGAAGAGACGUACCAGGAGUCGGGGCCGCGAUCUUCCGGGGAGUUCUGUGGGUGCUCUUCCUGUUCAUGGGCCCAUUCCUCGUUACGCCCCUUGGCGAAGUCGGAGAACGCCAACUUUUCCUCGCGACCAGCGCCAGGUUUCCGGGGCGAGGCGAGAGUGGCACUGUUCUUGGCAUUCCGUUGUCGAAAGAUGUCGCGGUAGCACGAGGGACGGACGGGAAGAGCGGCAGUGGCGUGUACUCGAUCGACAGCGAUGCCGAGAGUGCACCGCCCAAGGUAGAGCAACGUUUAGAAAAUUUGAGGAAAGACGGGAUAGCGCAGAAGGUGUGGGCGCAGGUGCAGGAGCAAUUCGUUCGAAUUACUGGAAAUGUUUCUAUAUAG